Messenger RNA from Linum tenue, 3408 nucleotides. Lineage: Eukaryota; Viridiplantae; Streptophyta; Magnoliopsida; Malpighiales; Linaceae. The record is from the annotation of a GenBank genome assembly.
UCCUCUGUAAUUUUCUUCUUUCUCGUUCGGCAAUGGCGGAAUAGGGAGGUGGGAAGUGAUUGGGAAGGGGAAUUUAUUAGGUUGAUAACGAAAUUGAUUAGGAAACUGAAUUGGGUGAUUUCAAUGGGAGGAGGGAGCGCCAUUAAUCAGCUGAAUGAGAGUUGUGCUUGAAGCUCUUUCCCUUUUUAUCCUCGCCACCACAAGCAAGGUGUUUCACGAGAGUGUGACGCUGAAACCGAUAGAGUGAGAAAGUAAGAGAGAGAGAGAGAAAGGCGUCUCUCUCUUUUCACUUUUCUCCUCUCUCUCUCCUUCCUUACUUUUUUGUUUGAGAAGAGAAGAGACGAGAGGCCGAUUGUCUUUCUUCCUUCUGCAAGGCCAUUUUCCCUUUUCGUCUGCUCCAUCUCUUUCGCUUUCUCUUUUCUUUUCAUGAAGAGAACCUGAUUCUCCUUACCCACGAGUAAGGGCCAUCACACUUUUCUUUCUUCUUCUUCUUCAUUUCCGUCGUUUCGCUCACUCUCUAGAACUGCAGAUCGGACACUGAACUUGGAUUUUUUUCUUUUUCGUAGAGACCAAGCAGUUUGUUCUUGUCCUCACAAAACUUCUUCGCGUCUCUCUUCUGGAGUCAUAAUUACUCCCACCAUUAAAUUACCUUCCUCCUAUAAACCUCUACCUUCGCUGAACCGACGUUCUGGUUUCCUUCCUUCUUCCUUCCUUGAUUCCUGCCGCAUUCUGCUGCUAAAUGCGCUUUCAUUAACUUGUGUUCAUUUAUUUAAACUCUGCUCUUCUUCUCCCGUUUCAUUUCAAGAAGAAAGGACAAAAGGGUGAGUGAAAGAAGGAAAGAUCUGGGGGUUUGCUGGGUGGUAACAUUCUCAGCCAUGGAAGCUGUUUUCACUAAGAAGAAGAAGGUGGAUUCUGGUUUUGGUUUGUUAUGAAAAUGAAGAUGACACGCGGAACGAGUCGGUUCGCGCGCCAGAUGAAUCCGCAGCAAUCUGCAGCUGGGGGAGUUUCAGUGGCGCCAGAGAAAUCGAAGAAGGGGAGGAUUAGGAGACUGAGCGCCGUUAACAGAGCCAGCAGCUCGAGUUUCGAGGAUUCUCCACCUUCGUUGAUUAUGGGGAAGAGGAAUAAUGGUGACGUAUGUGACAGAGAUGAGCAGCCACAACAGUUCCCUUCUUCUUCGUCUUCUCCUGCCGGUGGCAAUUCAAUCCAUAGCAAGAGAUUCAAGCUCCCCAGAAAGUUGCUUGAUGGCUGCAAUGGCGUCGGCCAUGUCACUGUUCCAAGGAAGUUACGUUCAGCAAUGAAGAAACGAAGUAGAGAGUCUGUCUCUCCACCUCUUUCUGAUUCACAGAAGCUGAACCGUGCAACUUGUGGUGACGGAGAAUCACGAAAAGGCAACGGCUUCAAAAGAUCGAGACUUGACUUGGACAAUGGGCCGAUUACUAAAGAUGAGGAGGAAGUUGCUGAGGCUCUUUAUGCUCUGGCUGGAAUGUUCCCAGACAAUACCCUUACCGACAGCAAGUCUAAAUUACAAAACGAUCCUCCAGAUGAAAAUACUACAGCCUUGAAGGAUGGUACUGAGGUUUCAGACCCUGCAAUUGGAGAGGAUUUGAACUCCAUCUUGGGGUCGAGGGGCAAACUUCAGGAGGAAACAGCUGACAUUAGCUCUUGGAAGAUACCCCGAGUCCAGGAUCUUCCUGAGAUAUACAAUGGCAGAACUCUAGCUGAGAAAAUUGUGAAUCUUGCUGGUCAAGUAAACAUGGACACUACUACUCUGGUGGCUGAACCUGAGAAGGAAAAGAAGCUUGUCUGCAAUUCGAUUAGUGCUCUCAUUCCACUCGAGUCAGUUCUUAAUACAGUAAACAAGAAGGCGCCAACCAAUCCAGAACAUUGGUUACUUGGCAGAACGACAGAGGUUUCCUUGGAGCUGACCACUGCACAAGGGCUGCAACUGGAUAAGCAGCUUCCGGUCAAUGAACCAAAGAAAAAUGGUCUCGCUCUGUGGCCGGGAUUGUCAUCAGCAGCAUCAAAUGGUCCAUCUUCUAGUCACAGCCCUUCACUGCAAUGGUCUCCUGCUAAACUUCCUUCUUGGCUGGAUGCAGCGGUAUCUACUUCUAGGCUAGCAGCUUCCUCUUCGAAGGUCAGUGACAGAAGACCAUGGAGGAGAAGCAUGACUCACGUUUUCAUAAGCCGUCUCAUACAGACUUUACAAACCUCAGAGGACAAAGACAGCCAUCCACCAGCUAGAGUCGAAUCCCAUGAGAUGUUGAAGCCAGGAUUAUCUAUGACGCUGAGUGACUUCCAUGACACGAGAAAGGGUUUCACUGAAGUUUCCUCAACAAGUACAAGCGAAUCAGCUAGAGAAGGUAUCGGUCUGCAACAGAGGAUGAUUUGCUACAAUCAGUCACAACCCGCUCUCUUUCCUCUUGGCACGUACAGUUGUCAGAAGCAGCAGAGCUUCAAUUUCAUGUCCUUUCUGCAAGCCAAUACAAGUUUCAAUGGAGCCACAACACAUCAGACUCAACUUCACCCAACAACGACGUAUCUCGGCAUGCCACUGUAUGCUCCUCCUAAUCUAAUAACUAGGCAACUGCUACUACAACACCAUCAGCAGCAGCAAGCACAAGCUCACCAUUCUCAUCUUCUGUCAGCAACUCAGUACAGGGAAGCCGGAGCUUCUUCCCCUGCAGCACCAACACUGACUGAUCUUUUCACUUGGCAGAACAAGAAGCAAGACCCUACACCAGCCCGAGCAGCAAUGGCGAUGCCAUCAUAUGUUCGAGCCAUCAUCCCACCACACGAUCAUCAGCUUAAUGCCAGAGUGAGAAGGCAAGACAAUGUCUUUUCUUCUGGUUAUGAACAGGGUGGGGGAAGGGGCGGGUUUAGAACGAAUGGUGCAGCAGCAGCAGCAGCAGCAGCAGCACUGCCCCUGCAACUACUCUGCGAUGAACGCAUGUGAGCAAAGAGGUUUGCUUCACCUGAUCACGAUUGUUUCAUUCAUCGUCAGUGUGAAAGAAACGUUAGCAGAGAAUUCACUUCCGCUUGUACUUGUACAGCCGUCUUGCAAGGAUGGCAGAGAAUUCACACAGCCAAAAAGUAUAUAUAUGAAACAAAAUUUUGCAUUCACUGCUCUCUAUUCUCUCCAUGAUAGCCUGCCCUUUCUCCAUAGCGCUCUAACGAGUAACUACAGAAACUUUCUGUGCUAUUUUGUUAGAAACACGUUUUCCUUAAGAAAAUGGGUUUUCUACCAUAAUUAUCAUUAUUGUUAUUAUUAGGUUUUAUUAGAUAUGGUUAGUAGUCUUUUAGCAGAAUUAGGUUUAGUAUUAGGUUUUCCUAUCUUUCGUUAUAAAUAUGUACUUUGCGUUUUAUUCAUAAUCAAGCAAAAACAAUUAUUCAGAAAAGUAUCUCAAACCC